AUGGAAGUCGAAAACGAAUAUAGACAUGUAUUGCCGGUUCCUAUGUACCACAGUGAGUACAACAUUUGGUCAGUUUUAAAGAAUUGCAUUGGAAAAGAACUAAGCAAAAUAACUAUGCCUGUAGUUUUCAAUGAGCCGCUCAGUUUCCUACAACGCAUGGCGGAGUACAUGGAGUACGCCCACCUCCUACGAAUUGCAUCUCAACAAGAAGAUCCCAUGACAAGGAUGCAGUAUGUCAUCGGGUUUGCAGUAAGUGCUUUGGCCUCUAACUGGGAAAGGUUGGGAAAGCCUUUUAAUCCAUUGCUAGGCGAGACGUACGAGUUAGAAAGGAAAGAAUUUAAAAUUAUAUGCGAACAAGUCAGCCACCAUCCUCCUGUGUCAGCUUUCCACGCCGAGAAUGGCGACUGGGUUUUCCAUGGAUCCAUACAUCCGAAACUAAAGUUUUGGGGCAAGAGCGUCGAAAUACAGCCCAAAGGAGUGGUUACCGUGGAAUUUCCAAAGCUUAACGAAGCGUAUACUUGGACGAACGUACAAUGUUGUGUUCACAAUAUAAUCGUUGGAAAAUUAUGGAUGGAACAGGUCGGAAAUAUGGAGAUUACAAGCUUCGCUUCUGGUCAUAAAGCCCAGCUCACAUUCAAACAAGCCGGCGGCAAUUCGAAAGAUCUUCAUCGAGUGGAAGGAUUCAUUUUAGACAAAUCAAAACACAAACUCAAGUUCGUAUAUGGAAAAUGGACAGAAUUCAUUAAAUGUACAGACAUCAAUUCAUACGAAGAGUACGUUAGAGAUAAUUCAACCAAAUUCUCUAGUAAUUCGAGAAGCAAAAGUCCCAACGACUCACCCUCACACACUUCCAGAAAAAUGCUCCAGAAAUUCAAUAGUCUGAAAGUUGGAUCUUUCAACAAGUCUAACUCCAUGUCCACCUCCGAGAGUGUGGACGAUGCUAGCUUAGACUUAGGAGAAAAUUCUGUACCCAAAAGUGAAUCCACAUACUCCAUAGAUAUUCCAAACUCUAUCACCAUCUGGCAAGUUAAUCCAAGACCAGCUCAAAGCAGUGACUAUUACCAGUUCACACAAUUUGCGAUGUCGUUGAACGAGAUCGAGCCCAAAAUGCAGGACUGUAUGUGCCCAACCGAUUCCAGAUUGAGGCCUGAUAUAAGAAAACUCGAGCAGGGUGACAUAGACGGUGCUGCCGUUGAGAAAACGCGACUAGAAGAAAAACAAAGAGACGCCAACAAGAGUCGCAAGAGCAAGAAAACUGCUGAGUGGACUCCGAGGUGGUUCCAUCAAGGCACUAACCCUUACACCAAGCAAGACGACUGGGAAUACAAUGGUGACUAUUGGAAAAGACAAUACACCGAUCCUGAUAUAUUUUAA
Molecule: messenger RNA, 1374 nt
Organism: Psylliodes chrysocephalus
Lineage: Eukaryota; Metazoa; Arthropoda; Insecta; Coleoptera; Chrysomelidae
Source: the annotation of a GenBank genome assembly